Molecule: messenger RNA, 1040 nt
Organism: Schistocerca serialis cubense
Lineage: Eukaryota; Metazoa; Arthropoda; Insecta; Orthoptera; Acrididae
Exons: 4
Coding region: 202-747 (181 amino acids)
Source: RefSeq, a predicted model, not a curated record
ACCGACGCGUCAGCGAGUAUUGCGUCUGCACGCACUGGGCGUAGACCUCUCUGCCUCCAACGGUUACCAGCCACCACCGCCAGGAACCAGCCUCAACAACACGACGGAGAACAGCUUUCGACGCAACGAGUGGUGGUGGUUUGGAGGCUGAAAGUAGACGAAACAGCUGGUGGGAACUUGAAUUCUGACGAAUCAGGCGACAUGCCGCUGCGUGUUUUCACUGAGGGACUGAGAAUCCUAGCAGCCUACAUGACAGUCAGAGGAAUCCCAACCGUGGCUCGCCCCUACCUCCAGCAGCAGCUCCCCGGUUCAUUGAUGGUUGGCCAUGUGAAACGUAUAGUUUCUGGGGUGCUGCUAAUGCUCCUCUCUAUUAGAAUGGUCGCUGCAGUGGGUGGCUUGAUUGUGUUGGUGGGAGUCUACAUGAUAGCCACAGGAAUUUUCCGGCUGGUCAUCGACACAAUACGUGUGCUGUGUCGCAAUUGCGCCACACUCUUUGGAGCAUUACUUCUGCUUCAUGCACUCGUAGAGCAUGUUGUAAAUGAUGGCCCACCUGCAUGGGACUUCGCAGUGAUGGUGUGCAUCAUGUUGGCCUACUGGAUGGCGAAGGGCACCUUGCAGCUGAACGGGGACUCAGAGCUCUUUGGGAUGAUGCUUGUGCUCUUUGGUCUCGGCUUGCACAUCGUAACUAUAUGGAUGGCACGUGGCGUCGUGCAGUUUACUAAGAGAGGAAAUCAGCAUCGCUUCUGAACUCAGCAUCGCUUCUGCACAACAUGUAACAAUAUCUCAAGGUCUGGAAGGAACGCAUGUGGCGGUAUGGCUACUGAAAUGGGUCUGACAUUGUCGUUCUGAACAAUAUCCAGAAUGCACCAUCAUGGUAAUCCUUCCAAUGCAUUUGCUCCUUGUUGACUGUAUGUUUACAAAUUAUGCAAAAUAUGUUGUAUAAUGUGUGCUGUAUUUGCUUGUAAUCAUUAUUGGAAGGAAAAAUGUCAGUAAGAAGAAUAUCAGCAGAAUAAAGCUUCGUUAUGUUGAGUGACUAUUGA